AUGGCUGAGUUCAGGUUGACCUGGCUUAGCGGGGUUGUCAGCACAGUGCGCUCUCACCAAGAUGAGCUCAGGUACCAGUGGGAUUGGGAUGGGCUCCUGGGGACAGGCACAGCACCCCCCACCACGCUCACCCUACUUCCCAUCAGCCGCAAGUUCAUGGUGCCAGUUACCCUGGAAGAUGUGGCUGUGAAUUUCACCAUGGAAGAGUGGGAAUGUCUGGAUGCCAGUCAGAGGGCCCUUCACCGUGAUGUUAUGUCUGAAACCCUGAGGAACCUGCUGUCUGUGGCCAAAAUACUGAUGCUGAAACCGGGUCUGAUCGCCAAUCCUAAGCAAGAAGAGAGACAGAGGAGGGAGGAUCUCCAUUCCCCACGUGGAGAAGCUCUCCCUUCAGGAAGUAAGAAGCAGCAGCGUUGUGAGGACCCAAAAGAUAAUGGGGCUGGUGGUGGCAAGAAGGCCCACCAUGCCCACAGAGGGCCCGGCCAGAGCCUGCCCUCCACCCUGGCUAGGCCUGAGGAUGUGAGCCGAGGGCCGCAGACAACCCGGGCAGGGCCGCCCUUCACCUGCUACACCUGUGGCAAGCGCUUCAGCAGGAGCUCCUACCUCCACAGCCACCAGUUUGUCCACAGCCCCCGGAGGACCAACAGCUGCAGCCAGUGUGGUAAGCUAUUCCGGAACCCCAAGGCUCUGAGCUACCACCGGCGCAUGCACCUCGGGGAGAGGCCCUUCUGCUGCUCGCUCUGUGACAAGACCUACUGCGAUGCCUCUGGACUUAGCCGUCACCGCCGUGUCCACCUGGGCUAUCGGCCCCACUCAUGCCCCGUGUGUGGGAAGGGUUUUCGGGACCAGUCGGAACUCAAACGUCAUCAGAAGAUUCACCAGAACCAGGAGCCUGCAGCCAGAAACCCCGAGUGCACUGCCAGGUCUCUGGGCCCCACAGCAGGGAUCCCGGCUCCCACUGUCAGGGGCCAGUGGUCUCACCAGGGCCUUGUGGAUGGGAACCGUGCACCAUGCACCCCACGCCCUGUGUUUAGCACCAAGCAUCCUGGGGCCCAAACACGGGCCCCCGAACUUGGGUAUCAAGCACCUGUGACCAGGAGCCGGGUAACCCCCACUAGUGCGUCCGGCCUAGACAGCACAGCCACUGCUCCACCAGCGAAACCCUCAAGACUGGGUCGCAGGGUCUUCCCCUGCCCGCACUGUCCCGUGACCUUCAGCAAGAGAGCCUACCUCUCUAGGCACCAGCAGGCGCAUCUGGGGGAGCAGCUGGCUUGCUGCUUCCACUGUGGUCAGGCCUUCAGCUCUGCCUCCCGGCUGGCCCAGCACCAGCAGACCCACUGGCAGCAGAAGGUCUAUUGCUGCCCCGUGUGUGAUAUCUGCUUUGGGGAGAAGCAGGAGCUUGUGGGUCACUGGAAGGGUGUGAGGGGCAGGGAGCAAUGCCGGCUGGUCCUGGGGCAGUGGCUGGGCUUCUUUCCCGGUGCUGCCUCCUCUGUGGCCGCGAAAGAGUGGAGAUGUGGAGGAAAUAGAACUUUUAGGGUCCAUCGCCGUGGGAGAGGGGAAGCAAGGAAGAAAGCAUGUGAAGGAGACUUGCAAAGGGGGCAGCAGGAGUCCUGAUGUGAAAACAGGCUCUGGCCCGCUGGGGCGGCAGCACCUGGCUGAGGGAGAAAGGCGAGCGACAGCAGAGAAGCACAAGUGUUAUUAAUUAGCACCUAGCCGUCUCUUUGUGUCUCAUAGACUGCCAGGUAGUAAUAGUUGAAUCAGACUGUAUGUUCUGGUGAGGAUAGAUGGGUAGAAAAGGGUGAGGGGAAGAGGGAUGCAGGCAAGAGAAGGUGCUGGUCCUUGCCCCACUCAGCUGCUGGGGUGAGGUGGAGCCCUGUCUCUGCUCUGGGGUCUCUUCCACUCCAGGGGCAGGUUAGGUUAGAGUUUGCCGCAGCCGUGCUCUGCAGUUUCUUCAGCGUCCUCUGCUAUUUGGUUCCCUGUGCUCAGGCUCCUAACUUCCACUCCUCAUCUGCCCCAUCAGGCUGGAAUCUGAGAAAUAACCACUGUUUGCAUUUGCUGUGCUGUGCUGUGAGAGGCAGGUGCUGGUGAUCUGCAGUUCACAGCUCAGCCCCUGCGGGUCGU
This is a messenger RNA of Octodon degus (degu), 2118 nucleotides long. RefSeq names its product ZFP57 zinc finger protein (gene Zfp57). Gene Ontology annotation, biological process: negative regulation of transcription by RNA polymerase II. NCBI's taxonomy places the organism in Eukaryota, Metazoa, Chordata, Mammalia, Rodentia, Octodontidae. Bases 1 to 1611 code for a protein of 536 amino acids. Gene Ontology annotation, molecular function: DNA-binding transcription repressor activity, RNA polymerase II-specific. The transcript is spliced from 4 exons. The record is from RefSeq and is a predicted model, not a curated record.